AAGCAUUAAAUAUUGAUAGUUUAAGUUAGUCGUUAUUAUUCGUUACUAAAGUCUCUAAAAAAAGUUACAAUUAUGUCAAGACUUGCUGUACUAUUGUGCGCUACUUUUGCCAUUAGUGUCUCAUCCAUUACAACAGUCGAUAAUGAAGACGAAAAUAUUUCUCAAUCAUAUUUAACUAUCAGAUAUGAAAACAUUUUGUCUAAUCUCAGUAAAUCAGAUGACGAUGCCCUGUCCAGUGCAUUUAAAGAAAUGAGUCGGGUUAAACUUGUAGUGAAUGUAACACUACACAAGGAGAAUGAAACCCUUUUCACUGACCUGCGCAAUUUCGAAGACAAUAAUGUUGUAGAAGAAAUAAAAGACAAAGGACCAGAAUGUCUCCAACUAUCGGAAAGUUAUGAGGAAACUAAAAGAAAUUAUUUCUUGGAAUAUUCUACUUGCUUAAAAAAAAUAAAUGAAACCCUUAUGAAUAAAACUGCAACUCUUUAUGGCGAAUAUCGUUCAUUUUGGUUCAAUUUGGUUAAUACAAAUGUUGAAUAUGCUUGCACAGAUUUCGAAGAAGUGGAAAACAGUUCAAAAUUAAAUGAUUGUCUCACAAAGCUAAAAGCAACAGUAGAUAAAAUUGAAGAAGAAUACUUUUCAACAAUAGAGGGCAAAAUAACUAGUUUAUCAAAUAAAAUAUAUUCCUUAUCUUCAUCAGAAUUGUCUGCAUGUAAUAAUAUUUAUAACUCUAAUAAGUUUCAACUACAAACGAAACUUACAGACUGUAUUCAGUCUAAUAUUUUUUACGUCUAAAAUAUAUUUUCUAAAAUUCUUGUGCUUCUUAUGAACACUUCUUAAAAAAUAAUUAAAAAUUAGAAAAACUA
Molecule: messenger RNA, 863 nt
Organism: Leptopilina heterotoma
Lineage: Eukaryota; Metazoa; Arthropoda; Insecta; Hymenoptera; Figitidae
Exons: 4
Coding region: 73-792 (239 amino acids)
Source: RefSeq, a predicted model, not a curated record